Molecule: messenger RNA, 678 nt
Organism: Setaria italica (foxtail millet)
Lineage: Eukaryota; Viridiplantae; Streptophyta; Magnoliopsida; Poales; Poaceae
Exons: 1
Coding region: 1-678 (225 amino acids)
Biological process (GO): protein ubiquitination
Molecular function (GO): protein binding
Source: RefSeq, a predicted model, not a curated record
AUGGCGCCUCCGUUGAAGCCUCAAGCUACGCUGCCGCCGCCGACUCGACGGCGCCGACAUCAACAUGCACCGUCGAGUCGGCCCAGGGAACGCACCUAUUCCACAUCGCAGGAUACAACCUCCACGAGCACCUCCGCGCCGGGACUUCUAUCUGCUCCGACCCCUUCUCCGUCGGCGGCUACGACUGGGCCGUCCAACUGCUUCUUCCCCGACGGCAGCGAGGGCGGCGCGCUGGUGCUGCUCCUCAAACUCCUGACCAAGAACGCCGCGGCGAGGGCGUCCUGCGCCUUCAGGUUCCACAACCCGGCCACCGGGGCGGCGUCCGCCAGGUGGUCGGUGCCCUUGUUGCAUUACAGAUCGGGGCUGGUGAACAAGCGCGCGCAGGUCAGCACAUUCAGAUGGAACGUGUUGAUGUAUGCCCAUGACGAUCGCCUCACGGUGGAGUGCGCGGUCACCGUCGUCCAUGAACCCAAGGUGUCCGAGACCAAGGCGGUCUUCGCUGUCGAAGAGCCGCCAUCGGAACAGUCAGAGCACCUUGGGAGGAUCUUGGAGGAGGAGGGGUGUGAUGUGACUUUUGAUGUUCAAGGAGAGGUUUUCACUGCCCCCAAGAUCGUGCUUGGGAUGCGGUCACCGGUGUUCAAGGAGAAAUUCUACGGACCGGAGAUGGAGAAAGGGUAA